This is a messenger RNA of Fusarium proliferatum ET1, 1983 nucleotides long. RefSeq lists its product as uncharacterized. Bases 1 to 1983 code for a protein of 660 amino acids. The transcript is spliced from 5 exons. Gene Ontology annotation, molecular function: sequence-specific DNA binding; DNA-binding transcription factor activity, RNA polymerase II-specific; zinc ion binding. Gene Ontology annotation, biological process: positive regulation of transcription by RNA polymerase II; DNA-templated transcription. The record is from RefSeq and is a predicted model, not a curated record. Lineage: Eukaryota; Fungi; Ascomycota; Sordariomycetes; Hypocreales; Nectriaceae.
AUGCUUUCAACGCUUCAACCAUCUGUUUCGAAGGCAUGCAGUCGAUGUCGGUCACGUAAGGUCAAAUGUGACCUCAGAGUUCCGCAGUGUACGGCAUGCGCACGACAGAAUGAAGCAUGCAAUAUCACAGACUGUGUAUCUUACCCAUACUCAGUCGUAAAAGCCCUUCAAGAUAGGAUUAAUGACCUCGAAGCAAGGCUGAGACUGGUCCCAACACCCAAUGAGACCGUCCCUGAGCCAGACCCAGAGCCUUCGGACGUGAAUCCGGAGCCCCGUGCUGAUCUGCAGAAGGAGGCUGAAGAGGUGGGUUUCCUCACCACGGGAGGAUCAGAUCUGUACUCAGGUAGCAAGUAUGUCGGCAGCGCGGCCGGAUCGACAUUUGCGAGGAUCUUCUUCAAGCAACUCAAUCUUGUUCCCUCGUGGGAUUCCGGGAGUCAGGGAAGUGGUCUUGGACAGCCCCUGUGUGAAGCAACUGCUGCACUUCCGCCUCAGCCUAUCGCAAGGGCUCUCCUCCACAUCUACAUCUCUAGGGUACACAUCUGGUGGCCAUUCUUACAGCUUCCGCAUUUGAGAAGGGUCUUUCAGCGUAUCUAUGAGAGUCCUAGGCAGUGCAGUGACCAUGAAAAGUUUACUGUCUUUGUUACUCUAGCUUUAGCAAGCAGUCAACUGACCACGAAGGGUGCCCAGUCUCCAGCAAUGAUGGACCUCAACGACUCCAAUGCAUACUUCCAGACCUCAUUGCGCUUCUUCAACAAUUUUAGUCAACAUCCAAGAGACCUUUUCGGGAUUCAAGCAGUGCUGCUUCUGGCGAUAUGGAUGCUAGACUCGUCUCACAGCAGCCACAAUAACGACCUCUGGCAGCUCAGCCGGUACAUCAUGUCGGCAGCCAUAGAGGCAGGACUCCACCGUCACAACAAGAACUGGGGUUUCACAGCUGAAGAGUUAGAAGUCCGGAAUAGGACGUGGUGGUGUGCAUACAACCUGGAGCGACAAGUUGCGACUCUGACAGGGCGAGUCUUAUCCAUUCGGGACCACGCAGUCCACACCAUGUUACCCAAUCCAGCCACUUUCGAUGCACUGACCCCUCUUGAGAGCUCCAUGGCCCCCGUUCUCCACCAGCACAACGUUGAGGUUAUUCGUCACAUUAUUACAUUGCGGAGAAUUGGUGGUCGCAUCCUUGAGUCGAUCUACAUAGCGAGAGGGCCAAGCGGCACGGCUAUGGAUACUACAUUCCAGCAGAUUUGUGCGACCUCAGACCAAAUCCGGAGAGACCUCGAACUCUGGGAGCAGCAAUUGGAGGCAAUGGGACUGAAGCCAUCUCGAGAGUACUCUGAGAUGAAAAUUGAGUACUGCCUUUUGCAGCUUCUACUACACAGACCAUCGCCGACAUUCAUGGUACCAUCGCGUCAAAUGGCGUCCUACUGUUCCAAGGCUGCAUCGACUGCAAUCAGUCACUGGUCCAAAAUCGAGGGCGAAUAUGGCAUUUCUGCUAUUUGUCGAUGUUUUAGACAGCUGCAUGAUAUUAUCCUUGUCGGACUAGCGGCUCUUUACUACGAUUGGCAAGCGAUGGCCCUUCCACAGACUGGAGAUGAUGCUCCGAGGUCACAUCGACAUUUCAACGACACUGCGAUUUGCCUAGACCUGAUUGACCGAGGAAUUACUAAUAUGAGAGCUCCAUAUUUGACAAAGUACAAAGACUUGUUCCAGGCUGUCAGGAAUAAAGUUUACGCCAAGACGAUUUUCACCAGCAUUAGUCCAGGGGCUAUGAACUCGACCAUAUCCCCUGGCACAAUGUCACAAGGAAUUAUUCUUAACCCUAGCGACGAUAUAAUGUUCUCGAUGGGUGACGGGGUAGAAGCAUAUGUGAACCAGGUGAAUGAGUUCUUGGAUGGAGGUGGAUUCAAUGUUGAUGAGGCUCUUGAUGCAUGGUACGAUGCUUUGAUGGGAGAAAUACAGAACGGAGAUGCCCAGAUGAUGGAGUGA